GGUCUAUUUUACGACAGCGGCUCGGUUUACGUCACACGUGUGUACAGUCGCCUCCUCUCCGCCGCGGUGGUGUUUACUCCAACAUGGUCAGAGCGUCUAAGAAGAAAGCGAGUAAAAAGAGCGGUAAGAAGCGCUCGGAGCUGACGGAGGAGAGGGUGGAGGAGAGGGUGGAGGAGAAGGUGGAGGUGAUGUACGAUGAUGAAGACUUAAACGAAGACGAUGAAAACAUCACGAGCGAGGAGGAGGAGGAGGAUGAACGGAAACACCAGAAGCUGCUGGAGGCGAUCAGCUCUCUGGGAGCUAAGAGGAAGAAGACCCUGGGGGAGAGGUCCGAGGCGGCCGUGGAGAUGUCCGAGUUCACCGUCACCGCGGAGGGUGAGCGGGACCGGGUGGACCUGUCGGACCUGAUCGGCUCCAUGGAGAAAACCCCCGGCGUGACCUCCAGGACCAAGAAGCAGCUGAAGAACCUGCAGAAAGACAACAGAACCAUCGAGAGCCCUCUGAGCCGGCAGGAGACCGACCGGAUCCAGAGAGAUGUGGCUUUCCAGAAGGCGGCCGUGGAGGUGACUAAGUGGAGGGGCGUCAUCAGGCAGAACCAGAGAGCCGAGCAGCUGGUCUUCCCUCUGAACCGGGAGCCCUCCGGACCCAAACCCAUUGAGAAGGUGGUGACCAGCUGGAAGGCUCGCACUCCGCUGGAGGAGGAGAUCUUCUCCCUGCUGCACGCCAACAAGCAGCCCAUCCACGACCCCAUCCUGACCCCAGCGGAGGAGGCGUCUAUGAAGGCGAUGAGCCUGGAGGAGGCGAAGAUCCGCCGGGCCGAGCUCCAAAAAGCCCGAGCUCUGCAGUCCUACUACGAGGCCAAGGCCCGCAGAGCGAGGAAGAUCAAGAGCAAAGCCUACCACAAAGUCCAGAACAAGGCCAAACGUAAGGAGUUCCUGAAGCAGUUCGAUGAGAUGGUGAAGACGGACCCGACCGCCGCCCUGGAGGAGCUGAACAAGAUCGAGAUGGCCCGGAUGCAGGAGAGGAUGUCGCUGAAGCACCAGAACAGCGGCAAGUGGGCCAAGUCCAAGGUCAUCAUGGGCAAAUACGACUUGGUCGCUCGAAAGGCCAUGCAGCAGCAGCUGGAGGUCAACAAAGACCUGACCCAGAAGAUUGUGACCUCGCUGAACGCAGAGGAGGAGGAGGAGGAGGAGGAGGAAGGAGGCGACGCAGAGGUGCUGCCUGACUUUGUGAACGAUGCGGAGCAGGGAGUGGACCCUUCAAACCCCUGGAUGAGAGGGAAGCUCUCUGAAGACCCCACAGAGAAGGACAUGGUCCUGGAUCUGACAGCCGAGGAGGAGCCGAGGGCAGCCGAGGAAGAGGAGGAGGAGGAAGAGGAGGUGAAGGAACCAGAGGAGGAAGUGCUGCUCAGAGAGUUUGAUAAGAGGAGGAAGCAGCGUCAGGCUCAGGAGACUGAAGCUCAGAUCACUGUGGAGGAUGAGGAUGAUGAUGAUGAAGAGGAGGAGAAUAAAGCUGCAGACGGAGAGGAAGAGGAGCUGUCAGAGUUCACGAGUCUCUUCAGAGAGAAAGCCGAGGCAGCAGCAGACGUCACGGACACGUCGGCUCAGCUGGAGGAAGGUCUGACGAGGAUCAGGACUCUGGAGGACGUGGAGCUCCUCAGUGUUCCUCAGGAGGAAGCAGCCGCUGAUGAAGCUCCUCUUCCUCCUCCACCUGCAGCAAACCCCCCACCUGACGCUCAGAAACAGGUAGCUGCAAAAACUAAGAAGAGGAAUAGAAACAUCGAGCUGAAAGAAGUCCUCACCAAGAAGACCAAAGUCAUCCAGGUCCCUCUGGCUCCGACCGUCGAGGACGCCGAGGACGCUGAGGAGCAGCUGGACCAGCGGGGGCUCAUCAAGGAGGCCUUCGCCGGAGACGACGUCGUCGCCGACUUCCUGAAGGACAAGAGGAAGCAGGAAGACGCUGGGAAGCCGAAGGUGGUGGACCUGACGCUGCCUGGGUGGGGUGAGUGGGGAGGGACGGGCCUGAAGCCCUCCCGCAGCAAACGCAAGAGGUUCAGGAUGAAGGUGGAGCCACCUCCAUCCAGGAAGGACCGGCACCUGCCCAGCGUCAUCAUCUCAGAGAACAGGAACAGCUCCGUCAAACUCCACCAGGUCAACUCGCUGCCCUUCCCCUUCCAGAACCACUCACAGUUCGAGAGCACCAUCCGCUCUCCUCUGGGCCGCACCUGGAACACCGAGAGGACCGUCAAAAAGAACAUCAAGCCCAAGGUGGUGACGCAGAUGGGCGCCAUCAUCGAGCCGAUGGCGCGGGAGGAGCUGCUGAAGGACAAGAAGCCGGCGGCCGGGAGAGGAGGGCGAGGAGUGGACUCACAGAGGACACACAUCAGAGACAGACGAGCAGAAAAAUGACUUCAGCAGGUUCUGUUUUCUGGUUCUGUGUGAUGAGCAGUUCUCUUUAAUCCAUGUGAGAAUAAUUCAGCGUGUAGAGAGAUCAAGUUUUGUGUUUCUGGAGAUUUUCAUGUCCAAUAUUUGAUAUUAAAAUCUGUCAAAUCAUAUAUCAAAAGUCAACUGAAAUAUUUUGAGUAAACUCGACUGUUGGAUAAAGUCGGUGGUCUGCUUUGUAUUUUACUGGAGAAACUGGGACUGUUCUGUGGCUGGAUUCUAUUCAGAGGAAGGAAGGAUUAGUAUUGAUUAGAAUCUAAAUAUUUCCCAGCGUGACGUCUUUAAAUGUCUCCUUCAGUCCAACAGUCACAAACACUCUUCAGUUUGUGUGUGAAACAACAAAGAAAAGCAGCAAAUUGUCUUAUUUAACCGUCUGCAGCCACACAGAGACACGGCUGGACGAUUUGCAUGAUGGCUGACAAACAGCUUUACUUUAACUGAUGGAUCGAUCGAGCUGCUGAGAUGUUUUAUUACAACUCAGAUAACUGAAGUCUGGAGGAGGCAGCGAGGAGAAAUGUGGCUUAUUACCUUUAAACUACUGAAAUCUUACAACAUGAAAUCUGUCGGUGAAAUGUUCACUGAGUUCAUGAGAAUAUUUCAACAUCUACAGAAUAAAUCAUGUGUUGAACUCGUCACAUAUUUAAAGUUUUGACGAUGACGUGACAGAAUAAAGUUUCACUAGAAUCUGCUGCUGCAGGUGGAAGUUGCAGUUUGGUCGUAUUGAGCUCAGAGAAACGUGUCAGCUGACGGUGCAGCGGUACGAUGGUAGUUUGGGGAAAGAGACUUAAUUUAUUAGUAAUGUGAGAAUAAAAUACAGAACUACAACAGGCUGAUGAUGACAAGUGUUAAAUAAUUAAACAAGACAAAAAUAAAAUACAAUAAAUGUAGUCGACUUUAAUUAUUAUUAUGCAUUAAUUUAUUCUCAACAUUAUGGAUGGAAAAAAAAUCAGAGUAUUUUAUUUUACUAAAACAGAUGGAGUGAACAUGUGAGUGUAAACUCGAUCAUACUGAGUCGUUUGUCUCUUAAAGAUAAAGUAUUUCAUCAUCAGGCUGAAGUUGAGAACAAAAACCAAAUCAAUCAUUUAAUUUCUUACAGUUAUUGUUACAUUAAGAUGUGUUGUCAGACAAACUUCCUGCUGCACGGAGACAUUAUUCACUCCUGUUAAAUCCUUUUCUCCUCAGAUUCAGUGAUUAUUUCUGCUAUUUUUAAUUUCCCCUUUUUGCAGUGUGUCAAUGAAAACCAACGAUUAGCUGCAGCACUGCAAACAUGUAUCUGAAUAUGAGAGAUUAAUUCUUGUU
This is a messenger RNA of Acanthopagrus latus (yellowfin seabream), 3740 nucleotides long. RefSeq lists its product as uncharacterized. The record is from RefSeq and is a predicted model, not a curated record. The transcript has a single exon. Gene Ontology annotation, cellular component: small-subunit processome; nucleolus. Gene Ontology annotation, biological process: rRNA processing. Lineage: Eukaryota; Metazoa; Chordata; Actinopteri; Spariformes; Sparidae. The coding region runs from base 84 to 2408 and encodes 774 amino acids.